GCAGCAGCCAUCGCAUGUUCGGGAGAUCGUUCGGAGGUGGUCACAACACGUUUCACUCGUCUCUAGCACUCGAUCGCGACUCCUUUCUGGAAUCUUCGCUCAAUGAAGAAGUCACAGAGCGACAACGAGGACCUAGUGCAACGCGUACUCGGGGCAUCCGGCGAGGAAGGCAAAGAGACUCUGCCACGCGAGACUGUGGAGGUGUUAUCAGAGACGCUAUCCGAAAGCAAGUCCUCGGUCGAAGACUUUUUGGUCGCCCCGGAUUUCGGGCCUCCAGAGAUGCCUUCAACUUCGGCAGAGCACGAGGCACAGUUGCUUCACAACUGCGUGAUGAAGAAAACUGCGAGGACGAAGAAAUGACUGAAGGUGGAAGUACAACUAUUCGCGCCAGCACAGAAGUGGCAAGAGAUGAUCAUACAGGUCUUCGUCUUCCCCAAACACCAGCUGCAGGAGUCACUUCCUCAUCG
Amoebophrya sp. A25 is the source of this 467-nucleotide messenger RNA. Lineage: Eukaryota; Dinophyceae; Syndiniales; Amoebophryaceae. The record is from the annotation of a GenBank genome assembly.